This is a messenger RNA of Orbicella faveolata, 1438 nucleotides long. RefSeq names its product putative skeletal organic matrix protein 5. Lineage: Eukaryota; Metazoa; Cnidaria; Anthozoa; Scleractinia; Merulinidae. The record is from RefSeq and is a predicted model, not a curated record.
CACAUUGACUCAAAACCAAUUUUUAUUCUCUGUCACAUGGGAAAUUUUGGAUGUGGAGAUGGAGGAUGGACACCGGUCAUGGAGAUUGACGGCAGCAAGAGAACCUUUCAUUAUUACUCGGGGUACUGGAGUGAUAAAAAUGAAUACAACCUUCCUGGAGGGGAGACUGGGUUUGACUCACAAGAGACCAAGUUACCCACCUACUGGAACACAUCCUUCUCCAAGAUCUGUCUUGGUAUGAAGAUCGGCAAUCAGAUCAGGUUCAUUGUCAUCAACAAGCAGGCCAACUCUCUGAACUCACUGGUCGCUGACGGGCAAUACCGCGCCACCUCACUGGGUCGUAACACUUGGAAGACGCUGAUUGGUUUACAGGCCUCAUUGCAGCUCAACUGUAACAAGGAAGGAUUCAAUGCUGCAGGUGGCGCUCAGGACUGGUCUAAAGCAAGGAUCGGUUUCCUAGGUAACAAUGAAAACAUUUGCGACACCCCUGACUCGAGAAUCGGGUUUGGUACAGGAGGGCGUCAUGAUGACUCCAACACCUGUGGAAACGAGGCAACGGGUUCCCCAGAUAAUGGACACAAACACAUCAAAGCUAUGGGUUACAUUUUAGUGCAGUAAGAAGGAACUGAUAAAAUGAAGUCAAUAUCCAUUACUUAAAUCCAUUUACUCAAAACACAUUAAAAUCACGUCAGUUUCAUAUUUUUAACCCUAUUUAACAUGGACUUUAGUUUCGUCUGUAACCCUGAAGGGGUGAGGUUCUUUUAGCCGACCAUAUGUAUUUCCAAAAGAGUGUACUCAAUAGGCUUGUAAGGCAUCCGAACUUGCAAAUAAUCACGUGUCAUUUUCGACGUCAUACACCUUAGUGACGUCAUGUUUAAAAACACCCGCCAUCUUGGAUCCGCCAUGUUAGAUUUAGAUCAGAUUUUUGACUUCUUUAUUUCCACAGUAAAGAAAAGAAUAAAUUGUUAAAUUUAAAAAAAAUGUUUGGUUUCAAUAAUUUUUUUCAGAAAUGCAGGAACAACUGAAAAACCGAUAUAGACAAAUCCAGAAAGCAUAUGAAGAUUCAACAAAUUGGAAAGAUUUGGUCAUUAAAAUCGCUACAAAUUCCAAAGUCUCUCCAGAACAUAAAUUUAAAAUUUUGAAACACCAAACUUGGAUAUAACACUGCUUACCAUGGACACGUGAGGUUACAUGGGGAUUAGCCAAACAGUUUAAAAACAAAUUUUUGGGCAUUACUUGCUGCCAUUGUUGUUGUGGGAGUCGUGGCGGCCUCAUGGUUAGUGCACUUGUCUCCGGACCGAGCAGUCUGGGUUCGAGCCCUGACCGGGGGCAUUGCGUUGUGGUCUUGAUGAAAACACUACUCUCACACUGUCACCCUCCACCCAGGUGUAUAAAUGGGUAGCAGCGAAUUUUAUUGCUGGGGGUAACCCUGCAAUGG